UGGUCCUGUAUGUCAUCGAGUCAAAAAUGGAGCACAGAUCCUAAUCUCCGUGCCCGCGAACUGGGCUCUAGAUCUGCUAUCUGCGCCGACCUCCACGAGCCCGAAUACGCCAUGCGCGACGCUGAAAUCCGAGAUGCACUCACGCAUCUUGUAUCAUUGAUCCAGGCCUUCAGUCGUGAGUUCUUUAGCGGCGAGGUCCAGAUCCCCGCGCCCGACGGCAUCCUCCCAGCGUCAUUCUACGCGCAAAUGACGCCGCAGACGGUCAAGGUGGUACACUGCGUUGCGAGUGGCGGACCGGCAGGCCAGUGGGGGUGGCACGAUUUGUUUCUGAACGAGGAGAAGAGACUGGCACUCGUAUGCGGAGUCAUCGGAAACGUUUUUGUAGAGCAGGUAUUUGAGAAUGUGUGUUUUGGGCUCGGCAAAGAAGACAAAGAUGCUUUUUUUGCUCUCGAGCGAGAAUUAAAAGACGAGGAUGGAUUUACCCGACACUCCAAAUUCUCCCAGACGCUCCACUGCCUCACCCACAACGCCACCACCCUCCCCCCUACCUCCUUCACCGCACACAUCCAAACCAUCCUAGCAGCACUAACCACACACCUCACACCCCUCCUCUCCCUUCUGCACCCCUCCCCGCUCUCUACCCUCCCCUCCCUUCUCCCCCCCUUACUAACCCUCACAACCCGCGCCGCCCUCCUCUCCCUAAACAUGCACCUCUCCCCACACACACUCUACCGCUUCACUCCCUCCUUCAAAGAAGACAGCUACACCCCUUCCCACAUGCACUGCACAAACGCCACCCAAAUGCAGCAAUCAUGCCCGCACAACCCAUCUUCUGUGCUCACCUCCGCCGAACAAGCCCAGCGCGCCACACUCUCCAAAGCCGAGCUGCGCCGCAGCAAAGGAGACCAGGCGCUGACGCAGAUUAUCGUGUUUCGCGGCGUUGUCGCGUUUCGGAAGGGUGGCUGGGAAGAUGGCACUAGUACGGAGGGGGAUGUGGUGUUUGAAGAGGAAGAGUUUGGGGAGGAGGGGUAUAGGGAGAGGGUUGUGACGAAGGGGUGGGUGUUUUGUCGGUGGGGGAGGGGUGUGAUGAGGGGGGUGGAGGAGCAGGUAGGGAAGAAGGUGCAUGGGGAUGCGUGGAGGGAAGGUGGGUUUGUGGAGUUUACGGCGUUGGAGGGGGUGUGGGAUUGGUUGGGGGAGGAGGAGAGGGCGAGGAAGGGG
Messenger RNA from Bipolaris maydis ATCC 48331, 1218 nucleotides. The record is from RefSeq and is a predicted model, not a curated record. NCBI's taxonomy places the organism in Eukaryota, Fungi, Ascomycota, Dothideomycetes, Pleosporales, Pleosporaceae.